Messenger RNA from Mobula hypostoma (lesser devil ray), 2880 nucleotides. RefSeq lists its product as uncharacterized. The coding region runs from base 113 to 544 and encodes 143 amino acids. The transcript is spliced from 5 exons. Lineage: Eukaryota; Metazoa; Chordata; Chondrichthyes; Myliobatiformes; Myliobatidae. The record is from RefSeq and is a predicted model, not a curated record.
CCCGGUGAUGGUGUCAGAGUUGACGGUUUUCCUUCUCUCCCCCUCGGGAGGUGCCGCAUCGCAGACGAGAGAGAUGAGACCCUGCCGAUCGAUGAAGGCCUGACCCCCUGUGAUGAGCAGGGCCACCCACCCUUCAAUGGCGCCCCUGACGAUGAGAAGCCCAGUGCUGGUGACCGUUGCCCCCCCACAACUGCUGAUUCCCCUCCCCGCCAUCAUUAUUCUGGUGGUCGGCGUCUACCUGGUGCUGGUAGUGAUGGCAGUCAUCGUUCGUCAGUGGCUGCUGGCACAAGGGGUGUGUGGAGAGAGCAACUGUGGGGGUCUGGGUGAGGACAGUCCGUGUGGCCAGUGUCUGCUGACUCUGGCCCAGAGUUGUGACUGUCGCCUGCCCACCCUCACCAAGUGUAUGGACCAUUGCUGUCCUCGCUCGCUGGACUGUGGACGGGGCAACUGCCCUUGCUGCCCCCUCUGUGACUGUGCCUGUGCCUUCCAGCUGCCCGACUGUGAGACCACCAACUGCAUCUGCUUUGAGAUCAAACUCCGCUGAUGGGGAGAGGACAUUCCCUCAGUCCUUCAUUCGGCCUUCCAGUGGCUUGGUAAUCCACAAUAUCAGAGCAGAAUGAGGCCAUUCAACCCAUUGUCUGCUCACGCAUUCUAACCCAUUCCCAUUCUCCCACCCUCUCUGUUCCCCCCAUUAUCCAUCAAGAACCUAUCAAUCUCUGCCUUAAAUACCAUCAAUGACCAGCCCUCCACAGCUGUCCUUGCCAACGAAUCCCACUGAUCACCACCUUACAGCUGAGGAAAUUCCUCCUUGUCUCAUUUCUAAAUGAGGUCCCUUUCACUGAUGCUAUGCUAUUGGAUCACAGUCUAUGCCACUACUGGAGACAUCCAUAGAACAUAGAACAUAAAAUAGUACAGCACAGUACAGGCCCUUCGGCCCACUAUGUUGUGCCGACCCUCAAACCCUGCCUCCCAUAUAACCCCCCACCUUAAAUUCCUCCAUAUACCUGUCUAGUAGUCUCUUAAACUUCACUAGUGUAUCUGCCUCCACCACUGACUCAGGCAGUGCAUUCCACGCACGAACCACUCUCUGAGUAAAAAACCUUCCUCUAAUAUCCCCCUUGAACUUCCCACCCCUUACCUUAAAGCCUUGUCCUCUUGUAUUGAGCAGUGGUGCCCUGGGGAAGAGGCGCUGGCUACCCACUCUAUCUAUUCCUCUUAUUAUCUUGUACACAUCUAUCAUGUCUCCUCUCAUCCUCCUUCUCUCCAAAGAGUAAAGCCCAAGCUCCCUUAAUCUCUGAUCAUAAUGCAUACUCUCUAAACCAGGCAGCAUCCUGGUAAAUCUCCUCUGUACCCUUUCCAAUGCUUUCACAUACUUCCUAUAGUGAGGCGACCAGAACUGGACACAGUACUCCAAGUGCCCUCUGCUUUUAGAAACCAUAGAAACUACAGCACAGAAACAGGCCUUUUGGCCCUUCUUGGCUGUGCCGAACCAUUUUCUGCCUAGUCCCACUGACCUGCACACAGACCAUAUCCCUCCAUACACCUCCCAUCCAUGUAUCUGUCCAAUUUAUUCUUAAAUGUUAAAAAAGAACCUGCAUUUACCACCUUGUCUGGCAGCUCAUUCCAUACUCCCACCACUCUCUGUGUGAAGAAGCCCCCCCUAAUGUUCCCUUUAAACUUUCCCCCCCUCACCCUUAACCCAUGUCCUCUGGUUUUUUUCUCCCCUUGCCUCAGUGGAAAAAGCCUGCUUGCAUUCACUCUAUCCAUACCCAUCAUAAUUUUAUAUACCUCUUAUUAAAUCUCCCCUCAUUUUUCAAUGAGAUCUUCCCCCUCCUCCUGACCCCAGUCGAGUAGAGGCCCAGGACCCCAGUGGCUCCUCCUGUGUCAAGCCGUCUCCAUCCAGGGACCGUCCUUCUGAAUCUCCCCUUUCCAAUGGCAGCACACAGGGCCCAAAACUGCUCACAGUACUCCAAGUGCGUCUGACUGAUUCCCUAUGUACAGCCUCACUGGUACAGGUCGACCUUCACUAAUCCGACUACCUGUAAUCUGGUUUCUUCCAUACUCUGGCACUGAUCAUGCUUAAUGUGAUCCUUCUGUAAUUCGGCAUUUUCACUAAUCCGGUCCCAGUGGUGCUGGAUUAGAGAAGGUCGACCUGUACAACGUGGAACAAUACAGUACAGGCCCUUCGGCCCUCGAUGUUGUACCGACCUCGUAACCUACUCCACCAUCAAUCUAACCCUUCCCACCCACACAGUCCAUCAUUUUUCUUUCAUCCAUGUGCCAAUCUAAAAGUCUCUGACACUAUCCCUGAGAGGGCAUCCCGCACAUCCACCACUCUCUGUGUAAAAAUGCCCCCUGACAUCCCCCUAUACUUUCCUUCAAUCAUUUUAGCAUUAUGCCCCCACAUAUUAGCCAUGUGUACCCUGGGAGGAAGGGGUAUUAUAGCAGCCCCUAUUUGCCAUUUCUACCACAGGAUACAGGCACUGGUUGUGCCUCACUAACUUGUAUACCCGCGUCAGAUCACCUUUCAUCCUCCUGCAUAUUCUAAAGGGGAAAACCCUAGCUUGCUUAAACUUUCCUCAUACAACAUGCUCUCUAAACCAGGCCGCAUCCUGGUGAAUCUCCUCUGCACCCUCUCUAAGCCUUCUACAUCUUCCUGUAAUGAUGCAACGAGAACUGAACACAAUAUUCCAAGUGUGGUCUGACCAGGGUUGCAGAUCUUGAACUCAAUCCCCCGACUAAUGAAGGCCACCUUGUGCCUUCAUGUUCGAGUCCUGGGUGAAUGAGAAGGGAGGGGACCAGUAUAUCUACCUCGAGGGGUGGUGUAAGUUGAAACUUUGUACUUUGCGCGGUUUUGUAUAUGAUAUUAAAUAUCUUUUA